AUGGGGAAAUGGGACGCUAUCACUGCUGCAACCAGCGGCGUGAAUCCCGCCGCCUACACCACCCUGAGCGGCCCCGGAUACCAGCCAGUGGGCAAGGCUAGUGACCAGAACGACGACACUCUUGUGACUGUGCCCGUGCUCGAUCUGAAAGCCCUGAAACAGAACGAAGCAGUAUCAGAUGCGGGCUCCUCCGACCGGUACACUGCCGGAAAGGAAGGCACCAGAUUAAAACAAACAGACAAGGGUCUUCCAAGCUUCUUCCGCCGAAAGAGGUCCAGCGUCCACUUUCCCUCUUCAAGAAGGGUCAAUAUUAAGAUGUGUCAAGUCACAAGAACGGAGUAUCAGAAGCACUAUGCCAAAGACGACCAGGGAGGCUACAUUGGUACAGAUGACCCUGCUGAAGACUGCAUCUUGAAUGAGGGCGACUUGGCCAGAUGGAGAGGGCCGGUGGCGGUUCAAGCACCGCUGUCCGUUCCCUUGACUGGAAUCGGGUUCGAGACUGUGGAAGACUCGGCGCAUCUCACAUCGAUGUCUAUACUUCCCGGCGCCACAGCGUCUACCACGGCUGACACGACUGCGACUUCUGGAGGGAAGAAGACCAAAUUCGGGCUAUUCAAGAACUUCAGAGGAAGCGGUGCGACCGAUGGAACAAUUCGGUAA
Molecule: messenger RNA, 660 nt
Organism: Cladophialophora yegresii CBS 114405
Lineage: Eukaryota; Fungi; Ascomycota; Eurotiomycetes; Chaetothyriales; Herpotrichiellaceae
Exons: 1
Coding region: 1-660 (219 amino acids)
Source: RefSeq, a predicted model, not a curated record